GUUCAGCAGUCACGCCUCCCUAUCGACUUCGCGCUGGCCCUACGCUCACACUGCGAUCAUGGCUGGUGGUCACUCGGCGCAGAAUGACGCUGCUCGGAUAAGCUCAGAAACCCCGUCGAGUACCAAGAAAUCCCACAAGAGAAAGAGAGACAUCGAUGGCUCCGCCGUCGCUCAGUCGACACCUACCCCGACCAAAAAAUCCAAGAAGAAUCAGAGUUCUCCGUCCAAAUCUACCCCGUCCGAUGAAACCCGGAAGAAGAGAAAGCAGACUGGAUCUUCGAGCGACAGUGAUAAUCAAGAGAUAUCGACCCAAAAAGAGAGUGCUGUCUCGCAGGUCGGCAGCAAAAAGACUACUCCAAGCACGGAUGACAGCCUCACUAAGAAGAAGAAGAAAUCCAAGGAUGGGAAACGACGAACCGCAUCGGUUGGUGACACAACUGGAGAUGAUGUCGAUAUGAAGGACGCGGCCUAUGACGCGGACGACACCGAAGACGUCAAGGAGAAGGGGGUCAAAGGCUCGAAGAAAAGCAGGAAAAGCCCGGAGCCCGCAUCAUCAGAUGACGACACAAAACCCGUGAAGAAUAAGUUUGCCGGUAUUCUGUCCAAGUUCGAAAAGUCGAAAAAGUCGCGGGAGCUGGAAAAGGCACGAGAAAGCGAGAAGGAUACAGAGGCCACGGAGCCAACGACAGCAGAGCCAGUUAUAGCGCAGGGUCUGGAGCCGCUACCACAACCAGAAGCCGCUCCGGAGCUGGAAGAAUUGCCAACCUACUCCUCGCUUCCGCCGUGGCUGGCUAAUCCUCUGCGUGCAUCGGCUCAGGACCGAAGCAAAUUCGCUGAUUUGGGAAUCGACUCUAAGCUCCUUCAAGUUCUGGAGAGCAAUGGCUACAAGGAAGCAUUCGCUGUGCAGUCGACGGUUAUUCCGCUGCUCUUAAAAGGUCCCAAGAACCAUCCGGGAGACCUCUGCAUUUCCGCCGCCACAGGUUCAGGAAAGACGUUGUCCUACGUCCUACCGCUGGUUACAGCGCUGGAGUCGCUCCCUGCUCCUCGCUUACGAGGCCUCAUCGUGGUGCCUACUCGGGAGCUUGUAAAACAGGCCAGAGAGGCUUGUGAGCUCUGUGCCGCUGGGUCUGGCCUCCGUGUUGCAUCCGCAGUGGGCAACGUGGCGGUCAAAGACGAGCAACGUUCACUGAUGCGGGUUGAUGAGGUUUACGACCCGCCGACGUUCCCGCUCCCUCAGAUGACGGGGGAUGAUUGGACAAACUUCAAUCUGCAGGACUACGUCUCCGAGGCCGGUGAUCUAAGCGAGACUUUACCAGGCUAUGUUCACCGGCCGGAGCCUAAUGUUGACAUUCUCAUCUGUACGCCCGGUCGUUUGGUCGACCAUCUUCGCUACACCAAGGGAUUCACGCUGAAGAAUCUCGAAUGGCUUGUCAUUGAUGAGGCGGAUCGACUGCUGAACGAGAGUUUCCAGGAAUGGGUCGACGUCGUGAUGGGCUCUUUGGACGCCCGAAAGUCUCGCGAGACCUUUGGCUUUACCGGAAAAUUUCUGUCCCAGCUCGGCCUCACAGUCCAGAGCAAAGAGCCGAGGAAAGUGAUUCUAAGUGCCACCAUGACCAGAGAUGUGACGAAGCUGAAUACCCUGCAUCUCGCCAACCCCAAGCUGGUCGUUAUUGGAUCGGACGCUGCUGCAACGGAUGAGGACGAGAGCGGUGUGCUUGCGCCUUCGGACGAACAGUUCACCCUGCCACCUACCUUGAAGGAGCACAUCCUAACGGUGGGAGACGAGUCGAAGAAGCCACUGUAUCUUCUGCGCCUCCUGCUGUCACACAUUAAGGUUGAGACCAAGAGCGUCAAGGCCUCUGCAUCUGAUGAUUCAGAUUCAGACUCCAGCUCCGAGUCAGAUUCCGAUGACACUUCGGACGAGUCAAGCUCUGAGGAUUCGGACUCGGAUUCGGACUCAGAUUCGGGCUCAGAUACCAGUUCUGGCUCCUCGGACUCCGAGGAUACCUCCGACGAUGAGUCCAGCGACGAGGAUGAAUCUAGCGACGAAUCGGAAUCGUCGGACAGCGACUCGGAGCCGGAAGACAAGAAAACGCAUCAACAAGGACCCACACAGACAACAGUCCUGGUCUUUACUAAAUCGUCCGAAUCUGCCUCACGACUGGCUCGCCUGCUGGCGCUGGUGGAACCUUCUCUGGCGGACCGCAUAGGCACGAUCAUCAAGUCUAACAAGUCAUCUGCCUCGCGCAAGACACUCACGGCGUACAGUCGGGGCAAGGUCUCCGUUAUCAUUGCGACAGACCGUGCGUCGCGAGGUCUGGACUUGCGGUCCUUGACGCAUGUUGUCAACUAUGAUGUGCCAGCCAGCAUUACCACGUACGUGCACCGGGUUGGUCGCACCGCUCGUGCCGGUCAGGAAGGAUCUGCGUGGACGCUUGUGGCACACCGGGAGGGCAAGUGGUUUGCGAGUCAGAUCGCCAAGGGAGUGGAUGGGAAGAUCACUCGGUCCACCAAGGUAGGAAAGGUGCAAGUCAAAUUGGAUAACAUGAAGGAGGUCAAGGCGCGGUAUGCAUCCGCAUUGGAUGCGCUAGAGAAGGAGGUGAAGACGGGUGGGACUAAGGCCUCCGAGUCCUAGUCCCGAUGACGCUGCAUCAGCCAUUGCUGAUUACGGGUAGGCGCUACUUGUCGGACGAGUGUAUAUAGUUAUCCCGGCAUCAUGCAAAGGUCCAGUUGAUUUUUCUGUGGAGGGAGUGUCCUGGCUGAAGAUACAUGAAGAAAAUCGCGCACCGUACCAACUAUCAACUAUUUCGAACUAUAAGCAUUCUACGCAUCUCGCUGCUUUUGCUGGGG
Molecule: messenger RNA, 2850 nt
Organism: Aspergillus sclerotioniger CBS 115572
Lineage: Eukaryota; Fungi; Ascomycota; Eurotiomycetes; Eurotiales; Aspergillaceae
Product: putative ATP-dependent RNA helicase DBP6
Exons: 1
Coding region: 59-2635 (858 amino acids)
Cellular component (GO): nucleus
Molecular function (GO): nucleic acid binding; ATP binding; RNA helicase activity
Source: RefSeq, a predicted model, not a curated record